GGUCUCCCUACGACCCCCCCACCCCAUGCAGCCGCUGCUCCCCCUUCAGCCAGGCAAAGUGAAGAGUCAGCAACUUCCCAGCGCCCACUAAAACGCUCAACAGCCCAGGAAGCGUAGAGCGCAGGCGCUGACAAGGACAGGGUGUUACGGGGCAUCCUGGGAAAUGUAGUUCGCACACUGCUGCCUGCCGAAGGGGGCCCUUGGAUCCCAGCUGCCAGCUGCACUACCAGUCCCGGAAUGCCCCGCGCGACGUUGCGAGCCGCCCCAGUUGAAGCGGGUGGCGGCGGAGGGGACCCAAAAAAACAAAACACAAACAAACACAAAAAACAAAAAAACCACACCGCAACCCAAAACAAGGAAAUGGUGCAGGGAGGGGGUUCCGGGCGCUGGGGGCGCUGAUCCCGCCGCGCCCCCCUGCCCCAUGGGUGAGCCAUGGACUACGAGUUCAAAUCCAAGCUGGCGGCCGAGCGCGAGCGGGUGGAGGAUCUGUUCGAGUACGAGGGCUGCAAAGUGGGGAGAGGCACCUACGGGCAUGUCUACAAAGCGCGGCGCAAGGACGGAAAAGAUGAAAAGGAGUAUGCACUGAAGCAAAUUGAAGGUACAGGGAUAUCGAUGUCGGCCUGUAGAGAGAUUGCACUUUUACGAGAAUUGAAGCACCCCAAUGUGAUUGCAUUACAGAAGGUUUUCCUUUCUCACAGUGAUAGAAAGGUUUGGCUGCUGUUUGAUUAUGCCGAACAUGAUUUGUGGCAUAUUAUCAAGUUUCACCGUGCCUCAAAAGCAAAUAAAAAGCCCAUGCAGUUGCCAAGAUCUAUGGUUAAAUCACUACUCUACCAGAUCCUUGAUGGAAUCCAUUACCUCCAUGCAAACUGGGUGCUUCACAGGGACCUGAAACCAGCAAACAUUCUGGUAAUGGGAGAAGGUGCUGAAAGAGGAAGAGUCAAAAUAGCCGACAUGGGUUUUGCAAGAUUGUUCAAUUCACCUCUGAAACCUUUAGCAGAUUUGGAUCCAGUUGUGGUGACAUUCUGGUAUAGAGCUCCAGAACUGUUACUUGGUGCCAGACAUUACACAAAAGCAAUUGAUAUAUGGGCAAUUGGGUGUAUAUUUGCUGAGCUAUUGACUUCAGAACCUAUUUUUCACUGUCGUCAGGAAGACAUCAAAACGAGCAAUCCUUUUCAUCAUGAUCAGCUAGACCGCAUUUUUAGUGUAAUGGGAUUCCCAGCAGAUAAAGACUGGGAAGAUAUAAGGAAGAUGCCAGAAUAUCCCACACUUCAAAAAGAUUUUAGGAGAACAACAUAUGCCAAUAGUAGCCUCAUAAAAUACAUGGAGAAACACAAAGUCAAGCCUGACAGCAAAGUUUUCCUUUUGCUUCAAAAACUUCUUACCAUGGAUCCUACAAAGAGAAUUACCUCAGAGCAGGCUUUGCAGGAUCCCUAUUUCCAGGAGGAUCCACUGCCUACGUCAGAUGUAUUUGCUGGCUGCCAGAUUCCUUAUCCAAAACGAGAAUUCCUCAAUGAGGAUGAACCUGAAGAAAAAGGAGAUAAGAAUCAACAGCAACAGAAUCAACAUCAGCAACAAACAGCACCUCAGCAGCAACCGCAAGCAGCACCUCAGCAACAGCAGCAGCAACAGCAAAACAGUACCCAGACAAAUGGGACUGCAGGAGGAGGUGGAGCAGGAGGAGGCGGCACUGGGGCAGGACUUCAGCACAGCCAGGACUCCAGCCUCAAUCAGGUGCCUCCAAAUAAGAAACCACGCAUAGGGCCUUCAGGCACUAACUCAGGCGGGCCUGUCAUGCCUUCAGAUUAUCAGCACUCCAGUUCACGCCUGAGUUACCAAAGCAACAUUCAGGGAUCUUCUCAGUCCCAGAGUACAAUGGGCUAUUCCACAUCAUCUCAACAGAGCUCUCAGUAUCAUCAGUCUCAUCAGUCUCAUAGGUACUGAGACCUAAUAGACUGCGCUUAGAAAGGAAUGGACUAAAAGUCAAAAGACUCCAGCAAUAUGAAGUUCCUAACAAUGAGAAGAACCAAAAAUGCAAACUGUGAUACAGAUUUAAAGUUCACAAUUAUAAAAGGAAAACUUUAUUUACUGAAGAUUUUUUUUUCAAUGACUCUGUUCCUUCUUUAUUGCCAUAAAGGAGAUUCUUGUGAAGUGCCCCCUGCCCUCCCGCGCUUCCCUCGCAUGUGUUCCAUUGUGGUAACUCUAAUGAAACCGUCUGAUCUGAACCCAGCACUUAACUUCUUUAAUCUUUGGAAUUUUUGAAGGAUUCCUGGUGCACCUUUCUCAUGCUGUAGUGAUCGCCAUAAAUCUAUCUUUUCAAAUCUCUUUAAUGGGAUUUUAAAGUUUUAAAAUCUUGAACUCCCAGGCUUUCAAGCUUGUAUAUAGUUAGUUUUAUACUAGGCAAACCAGUUUAGCUAUACAGGUAUAAUGCACCUUUUAAAAGCACUAUGUUUUUUUCACAAGAUAUUACUGUUUUCCUCAUGGAUGUCAAGAACAGCAAAUUUUACUGUUCCAGAGUAUUUUACUAUUCUGUUUGUAUUAGUCUAGUAUUCAGGCGACGUCUUAGGGGGGGAAAAAAACAAAAAAAAAACCAACCCAAGUCUCUGCAGCAGCUAAUGUGCUUCAUGGUACUGGACUGUACACCAAACAGAAGAUUGUGAAUGUUUCCUAAAUCUUUCAUGUUGAAUCCCAUACAUAUUAUGACCAUGUUCUGAGUAGUGUUGAAUUAAGCAUUAUUUUAAACUAAAGCAUGAUACUUACAUGAAAAUGAGAUGCUUUCGGAGCGCCAUUGGAACAGAGAAAUGGAAUGCAAUGGAACGUCUUCUCUGGCUGGGCACCCAAAAUAGCCAGGAAAAUAUAUUUAGUGCCCUAUGAUCUCAGCAGAAGAGAGAAUGUGGUUGAGGACUUAUACUAGUCCUUGUUUAAAAAAACAAAACUAAACAAAACAAAAAACCAGUUCUUUAAUGUGUGUGGGAGCUCUAUAUAUCUGGCUUCUCUGAUGCAGUCUCCCUUUGUCAGUUUCCCCAAAUCAAUUAUCUAAGUAUAAAGAUGACAAAAAUGUAAAGGAUUAUAAAAUAAAAACAAAUAAUUGUCCAUUUUUAUAUACAAUCAUCAAAUUUAAGAGAACUUACUGUAUGUUUUGAAGAGCAUGUUGAAAAUUGUCUUCAUUUUUCAUGUUUAAUAACGCAAAUUCUUUAUUCUUCACAUUGCUGUGAUUAAUCCAGAUUGGUUGCACUGAAAUGUUUCUUUUUCCCAAGAGCAAACACGUUGUGAUUGUGCCUAAGGACCAUAAGUGGAUGGGUUACUAGCAGUCUAUCCCAGGUAAAUAAUUAGAGCUUGCAAGCAUAAUCGGAGGAUCAUUAUCCAACAUUCGGCACCACAGGUAUUCAGAGACACAUAAUGUAUAAUUUGGAGCAGCUCCAUUUUCCUUCUGUGUUUAGAAAUAAGGCUGAUGAAUUUGAUUGCACUAAAACUGGAAAGACAUUCACGUACUUUAGAAUGUUCUUCGCUGUAUGAGCAGCACCAGUCUUUUUUAAUUGAUAGCUGGAGAAGAGUCAAGAAAGGAGCAAAUUAUGUUUAAGCAAUGAUAUUGCGGACAUUUACACUACACAGUGCGAUAUCAUGGUUAGUUGUGUUCUAUCCUGAAUCCAUGCAAGACUUUAGACAUAAACACUAUACAUUCCACAACAAAAUUGUGAUAGAAGCUAGGCAGGUGGUAGAUCUGUUUGCUCUGAGGAGAAUUUUUUUUGUCCCAGUUAGCGUAAUAAAUAUUUCCAUUGAGAGUGUGCUCCCAGUCACCUUAAAUGCUUUUUUCCUCUCACAAAAAUGUUUUGCUUUUAUAACCAGUUGGAAACCUGGUUUGGCCACACCAGCUGCCACAAGACUUUGCUCUGUUUGCCGAUGGCACCAGGCUUCUCUGGAAAGUGAUUGAAGAUAGCAUGGGCAGGAAGUGAUAAAAAUGAGAUGAAGCAAUUUGAAGGAAAAUAUAAAUUAGGACAAAACCAUCUCCUAUUGGAUACUUUCCACCUUUAUUCUUUGUGAUACUACAUGGCCUGUGCUUCUGCGUAACUUAGUUGGCAGGAACUGAUUUUAAUUGUUAGUAAAUUUUUUUACCUGCUUGCAAUAUAUCUGGGCUCGAAAGAUGCAAGUCCCCACCUCUUAAUGAUGUCAGUGGGAGUCCCAUGUCUGUCUGAAGGAGAAUUUUGCCCCUGCCCUACAACAACAUUUAUUGGAUAUUCUUGUGACUGGCUUCCAGUUUUCUGGAUAUCAGGCUCCGGACAUUGUCUCCUGGUCAUUGUCUCCUAUCUUCUUCAUAGCCCUCUGUCCUCUCAAAACACCAUUGCCUAUUGUAACACAAUAGUUUAACAUUUGUCCCCCUCCCACCUGCUUUUAUUCAUCAUCAAAUUAUUGAUGGUGGCAGGGGGACAAAAAUCUGCUUGUAAUUAAGCUGGCCUCUUAUAGUGCCAGCAAAGCUGUAUCAUAGUGUAGGCUCAUGAUGUGUGGAAUGCAAAGAUACACAGCAUUAUAAUGUUCUUUAAUUCAAUGAGCUUCCAUCCCCUAGAAUGACUGACUGCUAUCACCAUUGUCUAAACUGAAUAGAUAAUUCUGUAUUUGCUAGAUCUAAAUUGCUUGCUGUGCUUUAGCCCCUUGCAGCUUCUGUGCACGUGCAAAGCUGAGCUAACUCCUCCAUUGCCUUCAAAAUAUAAGUAGAAAGGAGAAUAAAUAAAAGCAGUGGUUACUGCUUAAAAAUGUUUACUGUGCACGUUUGCUCGCUUUCUCUCUCUUUGUCAGUUGGUGUUCGGAUAUUUGGCUUUUUCUGGUGAGCUAUGUGUGAAUUUCAGGGUGGAUGGGAGCCAAGAUGAGAGAGACUUGUUAAGGGGUAAUUUCAUGAGGAAAAAUGCUCUUUGUAUUCAGAGGUUAAUCAUGUAAUAUGUUAUGGGAACCCAGGAUCAUGUAUAUUUUUCUACCUGUGGAGUUUUGGUACUUGACACUUAUUAUUCACAGUUUUGACCUUACCCAUAACCUCUGUGUGCCCUCAGAAAGGUAUUUCACACUGGCAACUAGAAAUGGAAAGUGACAUCAACUUGAUUGUUUUCUCAUUCCUGUUCCCUUGGUGAAACAGUGGACAGUCAAAUACCAUCCUGCAAUAUUUCUCAUCUGGUUUUUGGAGAAGACAGGAGAGUGAGGAAUGGGAUUAGCAGCAUAGUCUACAUUGGUGAAGUUUAUGUAGCACAAACUGCACAAUGAAGGAAGAAUAUUGUGAAAGCUGCGAGUCCUGCACUGUAUCUGUGACACUGUAUCUUUUGGGGGGAGGGGGAGGGAAGAGCAAUCUGAGGGGAGGGUUGGGGGUAGCUUGAAGUAUUCAGAUAUGUCUAAUAUUUUAUAUAAACAUAUUAAAGCUUAGUUCCCCUUCAUAAUCUUCAGUAAUGGUACUUAAACACCAUUAAGCAAAGAAUUGUUUUAGGAUUAAAUAAAUGUAUUGUACAUAAGGCCAUAUGUAAUCUUCUAAAAGUGUCGCCACACAGGAGCGAUAUGUAUUACUAUAUGAAAAAAAUCCUUAAUGCACUGUUAUCUCCUAAAUAUUUAGUAGUAAAUUAAUACUAUUUAAUUUUUUUAAAAACCUGUCUUGUGUAGACACUAAAAAGUAUUACACAAAAUGUGGACUGAAGAUGUCCUUUUAAACAGCAAUUUAAAGAACUUUUUAUCUGUGUAAUGUAGUAUACUUUUCAAAUUGUUCUAGUUUGUGUUCUCCCAUGUUUGCUAUUGGUGGAAGUGUGUCUGUUGCUCUUCAGUUAUUUUUUUAUAAUUUCAUGCACGUAUCCUUCAUUUUUGUAGUUUUUAUUAUAGAUUACUGCAUAUGCUCUUCCUGCUGCCACAAAGCUUUGCUGCUUUAGCUCUAUGGUGGCCACAUACAGCAAUACCCAUGCUGAUGGGUUUGCAAAAACACAAAAUAAAAUAUUUGUUUCUCAUUCUAGAGCUAAGAGUUUACUGCUUUUAAGUUGUCCUCAUGUUGCUCUUGAAAUGACUGUUAAAACUGAACUAUAAGUUCAUUGCAUUUAUUUUAUAUUCCUGGUUGUCAUGAAAUUGAAUUGACUUUGCUUCAGUGUGAAUUUUUUUAAUACAAAUAAUAUACAUUUGUAAUAAUAAUAAUAAUAAUAAAAGGUUCAAAUCAAAGAAGUGUGCUGGAAAGUUGUGAACAUAAGACACUGAGUUACAAAAGAAGCAAUGUAUCCUGCCGAGUUGUGACCUGUAAUUGUAUUCAGAUGUUUAUAUCAUCAUAAACCACACAAAACAGAGCUUGUAAAACCUCCAGUUUGGACUUAUAGCCUUUUUAAAUACCCAAGAGGGUAUUCGUGUUUUGUAUGUACGGAAAUAGAAUGAAGCUUUAUGGAAAAACAAAACAGGUGGAAUGCUUGGUGUACUCUCUGAAGUGAUUUAGCAUGCAGCUUGGAUACCACUUAUAAAAAUAUAAAAC
Molecule: messenger RNA, 6472 nt
Organism: Gopherus evgoodei (Goodes thornscrub tortoise)
Lineage: Eukaryota; Metazoa; Chordata; Testudines; Testudinidae
Gene: CDK19
Product: cyclin dependent kinase 19
Exons: 13
Coding region: 433-1941 (502 amino acids)
Biological process (GO): protein phosphorylation
Cellular component (GO): nucleus; mediator complex; cytosol
Molecular function (GO): cyclin-dependent protein serine/threonine kinase activity; RNA polymerase II CTD heptapeptide repeat kinase activity; ATP binding
Source: RefSeq, a predicted model, not a curated record